ACCAUGGGGCGACUGGAGCUGCUGGUUGUUAGCCUGACCUGCUGCUUGGCAGCGGCAAGUGCCGCACAGUUGGGUGCUGUGUACACAGAAGGUGGCUUUGUAGAAGGUGUCAACAAGAAGCUCAGUCUCCUGGGUGGUGACUCUGUCGACAUCUUCAAAGGCAUCCCUUUUGCCACCGCCAAUACCCUGGAGAAUCCCCAGCGUCACCCAGGCUGGCAAGGGACUCUGAAGGCCAAAGACUUCAAAAGACGAUGUCUGCAGGCCACCAUCACCCAGGACAGCACCUAUGGACAAGAAGACUGCCUCUACCUGAACAUCUGGGUCCCCCAGGGCAGGAAGCAAGUAUCCCAGAACUUGCCGGUGAUGAUCUGGAUCUAUGGAGGUGCCUUCCUCAUGGGAGCAGGCCAUGGGGCCAACUUCCUCUCGAUCUAUCUUUAUGACGGGGAGGAGAUCGCCACACGCGGCAACGUCAUCGUGGUCACCUUCAACUAUCGUGUUGGCCCCUUGGGCUUCCUUAGCACCGGCGAUGACAACCUGCCAGGUAACUACGGACUUCGCGAUCAGCAUAUGGCUAUCGCCUGGGUGAAGAGGAACAUAGCCGCCUUUGGAGGGGACCCCGAUAACAUCACCAUCUUUGGGGAAUCUGCUGGAGGUGCCAGUGUCUCUCUGCAGACCCUUUCCCCCUACAACAAGGGCCUCAUUCGGCGAGCUAUCAGCCAGAGUGGUGUGGCACUGAGCUCCUGGGCUAUCCAGAAAAACCCACUCGCCUGGGCCCAAAAGAUCGCUAAGAAGGUGGGCUGCCCCACAGAUGAUACAGCCAAGAUGGCCAAGUGUCUGAAGAUUACUGACCCCCGUGCCCUGACAAUGGCUUACAAGUUGCCCUUGCGUGGCCUGGAGUACCCCGUCUUAUGCUAUCUGGGGUUCAUCCCUGUCGUUGACGGAGACUUCAUCCCCGAUGAUCCCAUCAACCUGUAUUCUAAUGCUGCCGACAUUGACUACUUAGCCGGCAUCAACAACAUGGAUGGCCACCUCUUUACAACCAUUGACAUGCCGGCCAUUGACAAGUCUAAGCAAAACAUCACAGAGGAAGACUUCUACAGGCUUGUUAGCGGGCUCACCAUCAGCAAGGGGCUCAGGGGCGCCAAGGCCACCUUCGACAUCUAUACUGAGUCUUGGGCCCAGAAUCCAACCCAGGAGACCAUGAAGAAGACUGUGGUGGACCUGGAGACUGACAUCCUGUUCCUGAUACCCACAGAGAUGGCUCUGGCCCAGCACAGAGCCAAUGCUAAGACUGCGGUGACUUACUCCUACCUGUUCUCCCACCCCUCUCGGAUGCCCAUCUACCCCAAAUGGAUGGGAGCCGACCAUGCCGACGACCUGCAGUAUGUCUUUGGAAAGCCCUUCGCCACCCCCCUGGGCUACCGGGCUCAAGACAGGACUGUGUCCAAGGCUGUGAUCGCCUACUGGACCAACUUUGCCAGGAGUGGAGAUCCCAAUGUGGGCCACUCGCCUGUGCCCACCCACUGGUACCCCUACACCACUGAGGAUGGAAACUACCUAGAGAUCACCAAGACGAUGACCAGCAGUUCCAUGAAAGAGCACCUGAGGACCAAGUACCUGAAUUACUGGAGCCUGACCUAUGAGGUGUUGCCCACAGUAGUCAAUGACCAGGACAGGCCUGUGCCUCCUGAGGAUGACUCCGAGGCUGUCCCUGUGCCCCCGACAGACGACGCCCAGGCUGUGCCCCUGCCCCCCACAGAUGACUCCCAGGCUGCCCCUGUCCCGCCAACUGGUGACUCUGUGGAGGCUCUGAUGCCUGCCGCCAUUGGCUUCUGAUGUCUUGUGAACC
Nannospalax galili (Upper Galilee mountains blind mole rat) is the source of this 1849-nucleotide messenger RNA. RefSeq names its product carboxyl ester lipase (gene Cel). Gene Ontology annotation, molecular function: neurexin family protein binding; signaling receptor activity; cholinesterase activity. The record is from RefSeq and is a predicted model, not a curated record. Gene Ontology annotation, biological process: neuron cell-cell adhesion; modulation of chemical synaptic transmission; chemical synaptic transmission. Gene Ontology annotation, cellular component: cell surface; postsynaptic specialization membrane; synapse. The transcript has 11 exons. NCBI's taxonomy places the organism in Eukaryota, Metazoa, Chordata, Mammalia, Rodentia, Spalacidae. The coding region runs from base 4 to 1836 and encodes 610 amino acids.